Molecule: messenger RNA, 381 nt
Organism: Aphidius gifuensis
Lineage: Eukaryota; Metazoa; Arthropoda; Insecta; Hymenoptera; Braconidae
Exons: 3
Coding region: 1-381 (126 amino acids)
Source: RefSeq, a predicted model, not a curated record
AUGAGUGCAUAUGCUUCGAAGAAAAGUGCAAAAGAUGUUACUGCAGCGAUGAAAUCUGUUUUCCUGAAAGGUCGAUAUCCAAAAAAACAUUUACAUGUCGAUCAAGGCAAAGAAUUUUACAACAGCUACACUCCCAAUUGGACAACUAAAGUUUUUACAAUCGCAAAAGUAUUGAAUACAAUACCAAUAACAUACAAGCUUGCUGACUAUCAAGAUAACAAUGUUGAAGGAUGUUUUUAUCAAGAAGAACUGAGUCCAGUACGCUAUCCAGAUAUAUAUCUUGUCGAAAAACAUUUAAAAAAACGUAAAAAUAAAGUACUUGUAAGAUGGUUAGGUUUCGAUUCUGAACAUGAUACAUGGGAAAAUGAAUCAGAAUUAUAA